Messenger RNA from Vitis riparia (riverbank grape), 644 nucleotides. RefSeq lists its product as uncharacterized. The coding region runs from base 72 to 353 and encodes 93 amino acids. The transcript is spliced from 3 exons. The record is from RefSeq and is a predicted model, not a curated record. Lineage: Eukaryota; Viridiplantae; Streptophyta; Magnoliopsida; Vitales; Vitaceae.
AAAAAUCAAAGAUAAUUCUUUCAUUGGUAGCCUGCUUUUGGACUUCAUCUCUCUCUCAAAGCGAAUCUCCGAUGGCUUCCUCCACUAUGAAUCGAUGGCUGAGGCCUGAGGUUUAUCCGCUCUUCGCAGCCAUGGGGGUUGCCGUUGGGAUCUGCGGAUUCCAGUUGGUUCGCAACAUCUGCAUCAACCCUGAUGUCAGGGUGAGCAAAGAAAACAGAGCUGCAGGAGUAUUGGAGAACUUCACCGAGGGACAAAAGUAUUCUGAGCAUUUUCUAAGGAAAUAUGUUCGCAACAAGUCCCCAGAAAUCAUGCCAUCCAUCAACAGCUUCUUCUCAGAUCCAGAGAAAAAUUAAAAUCUUUUCUUUCUGCAUACUAAGAUACAAACUUCUAUUGUGAUUUUUCUACUCUAGCUGUGUUUGUGACUGACUCUCGGUUGGAAUGGUUUUGAGGGCCUUCCGCCUUUGUGUCUCUUGCCCAUCUUGUUCGCGUAUUUGCGGGAUCAACCUCAACAGCAGGAACCGUCCAGGGAUGUAGUUGAAUUGACUAAAAAAUAAGCAUCGAGUGGAUAAUGAAUCUAGUCUUAUUAUGCGAUGAAACAAUAAUCUUUUUCCACAAAAUAGUAGUGAUACUCUCAUUCCAGACCA